This is a messenger RNA of Scleropages formosus (Asian bonytongue), 2964 nucleotides long. It is a transcript of the gene l3mbtl4, whose product is annotated as L3MBTL histone methyl-lysine binding protein 4. The record is from RefSeq and is a predicted model, not a curated record. The transcript has 20 exons. Gene Ontology annotation, cellular component: nucleus. The coding region runs from base 516 to 2531 and encodes 671 amino acids. Gene Ontology annotation, molecular function: chromatin binding; histone binding; zinc ion binding. Gene Ontology annotation, biological process: negative regulation of DNA-templated transcription. NCBI's taxonomy places the organism in Eukaryota, Metazoa, Chordata, Actinopteri, Osteoglossiformes, Osteoglossidae.
ACCUGAACUAGUGCGAGAGGAGGGCGCGCGCGCGCGGAGUGCACUUUUCCUCCGCCGCUGUGUCGCUCGCGCUCCCCGUAACGUUUUCGGACUCGUAAUAAUGGGUCACUUUCCCCCCUCUUCCGUAGUUUUUCUUUCACCUUUAUGUUUUUUUCCCCUUCAUUCAGUGUCCUGUGUGCUUUAAAAGGCCUGCGCCAUUUUGACUGCGAGCGCGUGCCCGUUCGUUUCACACUUUUGAUGCGCGUGUCACUUUUUCGUUUCCAAAAUAAUCUACUUUCUGUUUUGACUUAGCAACGCCCAUCGGUGCACAAGCAGGGCUUCAUUUCAGCCAUUUCUGCGUGUGUUUUCCUGUCAACAGCGGGUGACAAGUGAACAAUGACACUUACUGCGGUAAUAACAGGAGGAGGAAUUCACCAAGGCUCUCUGAGGAAGAAGAAUGUAAUUGCCAUGGAAGCUGGGCAGCUGAGUCCCUGAUAGACGGUCGCGGGUGAGACAGCCCAACGGUACUGCUGGAGAUGCAGGUAGAAGAGAGGAGGAGAAGGCGGCUUUGUCAGAAUCCCAAAGGCACGUUGGAUGAAUACUGUCUACGAGAGCGCCACAGAGAGGACGAGGCCAGGAUGAAGAGCAAGGUGUCGGGUUCCAGCGGUGAGGUCCUUUCAGCAACCAACAAGAAGAAGAUGUGGUCAUGGGAUCAGUACCUUGAGGAGGAGAGGGUGACCGCUACUCCGGCGAGGCUCUUCACAGAGCAACAGUCCUUUCCCGAAAACCGAAAUGGCUUCAAAGUGGGGAUGCGUCUAGAAGGCAUCGACCCCCAUCACCCUUCCAUGUUCUGCGUGCUGUCUGUGGCAGAGGUUAUUGGCUAUCGGCUGCGGCUCCACUUUGACGGGUACCCGGAGUGCUACGACUUCUGGGUGAACGCAGACAGCCCAGACAUAAGGCCCGCUGGCUGGUGCGAAAUGACUGGACGCAGACUUCAUCCACCGAAAGGUUAUAAAGAAGAAGAAUUCUGCUGGGAAAGGUACCAAAAGGACUGCGACGUUCAGGUUGCACCGAAGACUGUAUUCAAAACCCAGAAUAUUGAGACCAUCUCCAGCUUUCAAGUGGGUAUGAAGCUGGAGGCUGUGGACAGGAAGAACCCCUGCCUGGUGUGUGUGGCAUCCGUGGCGGACGUCAUUGACAAUCGCUUCUUGGUUCACUUUGACAACUGGGAUGACACAUAUGACUACUGGUGUGACGCCAGCAGUCCACACAUCCACCCGGUGGGCUGGUGCCAGGAGCACGGCAAACCCCUCACAGCACCUCAGGGACAUCCCAGCCCAGAGCAUUUCCUUUGGGAGGACUAUUUGGAAGACACUGGCACCUCUGCAGUCCCAAGUCAAGGUUUUUGCUUGAGAGCUCCACACAGGUUCCAGGUGAACAUGAAGCUGGAGGCGGUGGACAGGAGGAACCCCAUGCUCAUACGAGUGGCUACCAUUGUGGACGUGGAGGACUACAGGGUGAAGGUGCACUUUGACGGCUGGCAUCACAAGUUCGAUUUCUGGGUGGACUCGGACCACCCAGACCUGCACCCUGCUGGGUGGUGUGCCCGGACGGGCCACCCGCUGGAGGCUCCCCCACGACCUUCUGACCUCAAGCCCUCAUCAAAUCAGGGAGUGUGUCCAACCCCAGGGUGUAGGGGAGUGGGCCACAUCAAAGGGGCGCGGUACACAGGACACCACAGUGCCUUUGGCUGUCCUUACUCGGAAAUCAACAUGAGGAAAGAGGUGAUCCUGCCAGACCGCUUGGGAGGCGAGAAGCACACUGCCACCGUACCUGCACAGGUGGGGACAGGGCAGAAGAGCAAAGAGCCCAGUGGUGUGGACAUGGAGGAGAAUCCAGGAGACCGCCGUAUGGAGACAAGGGCCAUGCUUUCCUGUUACGAGGGGGCGGGCCGUCUGCGGGGGCGCUACGCGUCCAUCCUCCGGCCCCCCACGCACACCCAGGUGAAGAAGGAGCAGGUGGAGGAGGCUGCUGCUCAGGGACAGAAAGUGCUCCCUCCACCCACAAAGAAGGCCAAGCUGCAGAGCAGGCUUGCCCAUUCCACGAAGCAUCUGAAAAUCAAAGAAGAGGAGGAGGAUAUCGAUGUGCACACUUUGUUCAAAGAGUGCAGUGUGGAGAGCAUGCAGCAGGCCCUGCACCAGUCAGUCUUCCUGUCAGCCACGACAGCCCACCCUGGACAUGAACUGCCUCUCUGCUGGGAGCAGCACUGCAAGCUGCUGCCAGGGGUGGCAGGGGUGCAGGCCAGUCGUGUGGCACACUGGACCGUGGAGGAGGUGGCCACCUUCAUCCACUCGCUCCCAGGAUGUGAGGAACAAGCCAAGCAGUUCAAAGAGGAGCAAAUAGACGGGAAGGCCUUUUUGCUCCUGACGCAGCGUGAUAUAGUGAAAAUAAUGAGCGUGAAACUGGGGCCGGCCCUCAAGAUCUACAACUCUAUCCUGAUGUUUAAGAAUGCGGAGGAAGCCAAGUCUGGAGGCAGAGACUGCAGCACAUGAGGCAAAGCCGUGAACUCAGGUCCAGAAGCCAAUGGUGUUUGUCCAUAGAGCACCUGGACAAAGAGACUGAACCCCACCUGCCCCCCCCGCCACUGCUCCAAACACCUGGGCGGUGCACAAGUGCAUCGUGAGCAGGCCCAGCUGUUUGCUUGGGUCUGCCUUGCAAGCCAUGUAAAGGAACAGUUUGUUACAUGUAUUCCCCGUUCCUACUCCAUUGACCUUUUUAUAUGCUCACACAACUACGGAAGCGACAAUCACCAAACACAAGGCAUUUUUCCCAUGUUGGUUUGGAUAUUAUUCUGCUUAGUCAUCAAGGUGCUAUCUGUAACUAAUAAUACAAGAGGUAAAAAAAAAAAAAAAUAAAUAAAAAAAUCAUACUUCUAUUACCUUCUGAUAGCUUGGAUGUGCAAGACAGUCUACUGAAUUUGAAAUU